Molecule: messenger RNA, 365 nt
Organism: Suricata suricatta (meerkat)
Lineage: Eukaryota; Metazoa; Chordata; Mammalia; Carnivora; Herpestidae
Product: ATP-binding cassette sub-family A member 3-like
Exons: 2
Biological process (GO): lipid transport; transmembrane transport
Cellular component (GO): intracellular membrane-bounded organelle; membrane
Molecular function (GO): lipid carrier activity; ABC-type transporter activity
Source: RefSeq, a predicted model, not a curated record
AUCAGCCCCCGGCCCCGGGUCAGGCCUCUGCCCCCCUCCCCAGCAUGGAAGAAUGCGAGGCCUUGUGCACACGGCUGGCCAUCAUGGUGCGCGGCCAGUUCAAGUGCCUGGGCAGCCCACAGCACCUCAAGAGCAAGUUUGGCAGCGGCUACUCCCUGCGGGCCAAGGUCCGGAGCGAAGGGCGGCAGGAGGCACUGGAGGAGUUCAAGGCGUUCGUGAACCUGACCUUCCCAGGCAGCGUCCUGGAGGAUGAGCACCAAGGGAUGGUCCAUUACCACCUGCCCGGGGGUGACCUCAGCUGGGCCAAGGUGAGCAUGGGCGCUGCCAGUCUAGCUGGGGCCUCUAGGCUCCUUCCAAAGAGGAGG